Messenger RNA from Amborella trichopoda, 3746 nucleotides. Its product is annotated as zinc finger (CCCH type) helicase family protein. Lineage: Eukaryota; Viridiplantae; Streptophyta; Magnoliopsida; Amborellales; Amborellaceae. Gene Ontology annotation, cellular component: intracellular anatomical structure. Gene Ontology annotation, molecular function: helicase activity; metal ion binding; ATP binding. The record is from RefSeq and is a predicted model, not a curated record.
UGCGCCAAAACCAAAAGGAGCAAAAGUUUUCCAUUUUGAAAACCUCAUAAAUUACCCUUGAAGCUCGUCCUACAACGAAUCCCCUCACAGAGAGAGAGAGCGACGAUUUUAGAGAGAGAGAAAGAGGGGAAUCAAUUUUAGAAUGAGAGAGGAAAUCUUGCAUCAUCGAUAAGGACGGUGGCAUGCACGCUUCCUGAUUUGGCACUUCGCAUGCGAGUAAGGAUAAAAAUGGAGUUUUAGAGAGAGAAAGUCGGAGGUCUCUGGGAACAGGGAGAGAGAGUAGUAGUGUUUUCUGGUUUGAAGGGAGAGAGAAACACCAAACCCUAGUGUGAGAAUUAACAAUGGCGCCUCCUUCUUCAUGGAACCUAGCGGCCCUUCCGAUCAUGGCUUUGAAGGAUCGCAUAGUUGAGAAGAUAAACAGCAACCGUGUCACUCUCAUAGUUGGUGAUACUGGCUGUGGGAAAAGCUCACAAAUUCCCCAGUUCCUCCUACAGGCAGGAUUGCAGCCCAUUUUGUGUACCCAACCUAGAAGGUUCGCUGUCGUGGCAGUUGCAAAAAUGGUUGCUGAAGCUCGUAGUUGCCAAGUUGGAGAUGAAGUUGGAUAUCAUAUUGGUCAAUUGAAAAGAACAAAUCCAUGGUCAAAGAUUGUAUUUAAAACAGCAGGAGUCUUGAUGGAAGAAAUGCGAGAGAAAGGGAUUGCGGCGCUUAAAACGUACAAGGUCAUCAUUUUAGAUGAAGUCCAUGAGAGAUCUGUGGAAUCUGAUCUGGUUCUUGUUUGUGUAAAGCAAUUUAUGCUGAAGCAUAAUGAAUUGAGGGUGGUAUUGAUGUCUGCAACUGCGGAUAUAACAAGAUAUAGGGACUAUUUUAAGGAUCUUGGUAGGGAUGAAAGAGUGGAUGUACUUGCCAUCCCAAGCACGUCAAAGGAAACUAUCUUCCAGCGGAAAGUUCUCUAUCUUGAACAGGUCACUGAGCUUCUGGAAGUAAAAUCAGAUUUUUUGUCUGCUUUAGAAGCUGAUACAAUAUCUUCGAGUUCUGUUGCUGAUAUCACACCUCAAUUCCACAAUCUUAUACGUGAUUUGGUUUUGUAUAUUCACAAAACUGAACCUGAUAUCGAGAAGAGUAUUUUGAUUUUCCUUCCUACUUAUCGUUCAUUGGAGCAACAAUGGUCACUUCUAGCAGAAUCAGAAUUGCAUUUUAAAGUGCAUAUUUUGCAUAGCAGCAUUGACACUGAACAGGCACUUAUGGCCAUGCAAAUAUGCAAGUCUGACCGAAAGGUGAUAUUAGCAACAAAUAUUGCUGAGUCAUCUGUUACAAUACCUGGAGUUGCUUUUGUGAUUGAUUCAUGUCGAUCACUGCAAAUAUUCUGGGAUGACAAUAGGAAGAGAGAUGCUACAGAGCUUGUUUGGGUGUCCAAGUCCCAGGCUGAUCAGCGUAAAGGACGAACAGGCCGCACCUGCGAUGGCCAGAUUUAUAGACUGGUUCCCAGAACACUCUUCAAUAGUUUUGUUCAGCAUGAAAUACCGGCAAUAUUGAAAUUGUCAUUGAGGAAGCAGGUUAUUACAAUUAGCUGCGCUGAAUCAAAGAUCAUCUAUGAUCCAAGAGCUCUAUUGCGUAAAGCUUUGGAUCCGCCAAAUCCUGAAAUAGUGCGAGACGCUCUCAAUUUGCUUGUUCAUCUUCAUGCAUUGGAUGCACCAACCUCUCAUAGGGGCAGGUAUGAGCCAACCUUCGUUGGCCACCUGCUUGGGGGUCUUCCUUUGAAUUUUGAUGCUUCAAUGCUUGUGAUCAAGUUUGGUGAGAUUGGAAUGCUUCGGGAAGGUAUUCUGCUUGGUAUAUUAAUGGACUCCCAGCCUCUUCCUAUACAUCAUCCAUUUGGGCAGCACAAGUUGUUUGCAGAAUACCUAGACAACUACUUCCAAAUUGAUCCUUCUAUCACACCACGUGCCAGUUUCAAGGAAGUGGAAUUAAUGGGAAAUCUAUGUGCUUUUGGAUUAUGGCAACGUGUAUUUAAGGAUAAAGAUCGAUUGGAACAACUAAAACAAGAGGCUGCAGUUAAUGGGGAAAAAUCUAUAUUAGUAUUGAAUCCUAGCCUUGAAAAGGAGUGGUGCUCUUCCCAUAAUCUAGUGCAGCGAUCUCUUCAUGCUAUUGGUGAAACAUAUGACGUGUUACUCCAUGCAAUGCACCGAUUCCGUCCCAAUUUUCUUGUCGGGUCUCACGUGCUACCCAACUACUAUACUCCCAAUGAAUUAAGACAUAAUUGCCUCCUUCAUCAGGGGGAUAGUGAGGACGACAAUUACAUAGGUGCUGGAACUAGCCUUCUUGAGGUUAAUAUGCAAACCAAUGUUUGUAUUGAUUCACCAUUUGUUACGCCGAGGGAUUUCCAAGCAAGCUCUGUGGCAGCUAAUUUGAGAAGCGUAAUCAAGGAGAUAAGAGUUUUAUGCACUGAGGAUGUUUCUGAAAAUCAACAUGGACAAGAGAAGCUUGUAAAUGACCCAUUUGUAUGUAGAUUCUUUCUGAAUGGAUCAUGUGACAGAGGAAGCCAAUGCCAGUUUCUUCAUUUCCUUCAUGAGAUGAAACCGCCAUGCAGAUAUUUUUUUAGUCUAGAGGGAUGCCGCUAUGGGGCUUCUUGCCGGUUUUCACAUAGCAUUCCAGGCUUUGAUGGCUCAUUAAUGGGGGUCCCAUGUGCACCAGAGAUUGCCUCUCAUGAACCUUACCAGCUUCUCCCGCUAUGGACUACGAAACUGGGUUACUUCGUUCUUAUACUUGAUGAUGGGGAGCUUAAUUUUACCUCAAGAUUAUCUCAGUAUUUUCAAACAAGCAACAUUGUAGUGGCAACUGAGCAACAAUUCCCAACUAUACCUGAGGGUAUUCCUAUGGGCAUUACAAUACUAGAAGGUGUGGAUUUUCCAAUGGCAUUUAUCUCCAUGAAUGCAAAAAAGGUACCCAUCAUCUGGAGAAAAGUGCAGAGUGUAUUAUGGUGCGUGAAAUUUAUGGAAAAUAAUGAAGAUUUUGAGAGCCAGAGUGGCCUUCUGGAAAAGCUCUUUAAGUGUCUAGCGAUCAGGUGUUUGGCUGACGGUUUACAUGACAUGCAACUGAUCCUCAUUAUGAACAAUCUCAGGUUUUCGCAACUUCAGGUGGAAAGGUUGGGCCAGGACUGUUUCUUUUUCCUCAUGGAGUCAAUUCCUUUCGAUGAAGCGACAUUUGGUGAGUUUUUGGAUUGCAGCAUGACAAGGCAGAAAAUGGUGGCAUGCAUGCCGGUUAUUUACAUUUUCAAGCUUCAUCCACCCUCAAAGACACUCUUUGGAGAUUAUACCUCAACUCUUCGCAAUAAUUUAUACUAUGGACAAAGCCAUGCUUGAUGUCAGUAGUGUCUUUUCCUUUCAUUUGGUGCAUAAAGUGGCAGGCCCAUCUGGGAAAGCUGACACAGAUUUGUGUGCAAAUAUGGUCGUGGAAGCUGAAUAAGAUUUAUCUUUUUGCAAGGUUGGGUGCUCUGUUAAGUGUUAGAGAGGGUAUUGUUUUUGGCCGAAAACCAUUUGUGAAUGACCAUUUGGGUGCUGUGUUAAGUGUUACACAUGGGGUCGCUUUAGGCAUUGUACCCAUUAUAGUCAGUUAACCCACACAUAAUUCAUCUCCUAUUCAUCUUGGACAUGCAUUUCAGAUCUAAAAUUUAUCAGGACUGGUAUAUUGAAAUGAGCUUUUAAAUAAUUAUUUAGAGAUCAUCAGAUUUGUGCUGUUUUUUGAGCUCCAAA